Auxenochlorella protothecoides is the source of this 693-nucleotide messenger RNA. Its product is annotated as Transcription factor MYB1R1. The transcript has 4 exons. Lineage: Eukaryota; Viridiplantae; Chlorophyta; Trebouxiophyceae; Chlorellales; Chlorellaceae. The record is from RefSeq and is a predicted model, not a curated record. Gene Ontology annotation, molecular function: DNA binding. Bases 1 to 693 code for a protein of 230 amino acids.
AUGCUGGGGGGCGCAGGGUCGUCGACACCGUCCGGCAUGGUCGAGGAGCCGUGGAGUAAGGAGGAGGACAAGAUUUUUGAGGACGCCCUGGCGCACGUCUGGGAUCGGGUCGAUCGAUGUGAGCGCUGCGCCACCCAACUCGCUCGGCGGGAUGUGCAGUCUGUGAGGCAGCGGCUGGAGCAGCUGGAGAGAGAUGUCAUGAGCGUCGAGGAGGGGAGGGUCCUGCUCCCCAACUAUGCUGUGCCUGGGGAGUCCCUCUCCGUGGCGCACCUGCAGAAGAAGGUCAAGUCCCAGGAGACGGAGCGGCGCAAGGGCAUCCCCUGGACGGAGGAGGAGCACCGCCUCUUCCUCAUGGGCCUGGCCAAGUACGGCAAGGGCGACUGGCGCAGCAUCUCCCGCAACUUUGUCAUCACGCGUACGCCCACCCAGGUGGCCAGCCACGCGCAAAAGUACUUCAUCCGGCUCAACAGCCAGUCGCGCAAGGACAAGCGGCGCGCCAGCAUCCACGACAUCACCUCCCCCGCGCCGCCGGAGCCGUCCCUGCUGGCCUACGGCAUGGGCCACCACAUGGCCGCCCCGGGCAUGGGCAUGAUGCACGUGACCCCGGGGGGCGUGGCUGCUGGCGUCCCCGUCAUGCACCCAGGGGCCCUGGCUCACCACCGGGCCAUGCUCCAGCAGCGCAUGGGGUCGUGA